CCAUGUGCUUCCCCCUCCCGCCUGCUUCAUUGGCCCGAAAUGGGUCACGGUCCCGCCCCCAGUGCCGUCUCCCAUUGGGCAAAUGUAGGUCAGGGUCCCGCCUCCCACCUAAAGGCACUGCAACUUCUCGCACGGAACCCCUCAUGCGCCCUCCCGGGCCUCGGCGGAUCCGGGGGUCCCAUUGGCCGUGCGUCUCGAGGGAUCAAGACGCGAUUGGCCCGCGCUUUCAGCCGGAGGGCGGCACGCGGCUGGGGUCCUCGGCCCAAGCAGCUGGCGGGGGCUAAUAGGAGGGGUGCGCGCUGUGGCGUCGAGUGUUUUGGUUUGGCUUUUUUUUUUUUUUUUUUUUUUUUUUCCGCGAAAGAAGUUUGCGUUGGCCACGCCUCAAGGAGGCCGCCUCCUCUUGCCCCCUCCCCCGCCCCUCCGCGCACACCUCUUGGUGCAGAUUGCAGAGCGCCUUCCGCUGAGAGAGCUGCAGAUUUUGCAAGAGCAAGGCUCGCCCACCGUGUAGAAGGAGCGCCUUGUGUCCCCUUGAACUCUGGACUGCAGAGAACCCGCUGCCUGAUUUGAUCAACCCCUCACUCAGACUGCAUGGUCUCCAGGGACCCUCUUGAGUUGCACGUUUCUGCACUGAGGACUGCAAAUCCCCGUCACUCCUAGGAUUUGCAGUGUUCUGGAUACUGGAGGCUCGCAAGCUACGCUCGCCCGCCCCUGGGCAGGCACUCGCCCGAACCACUGGAGUGUGCCUCUAACUGGCAGGCCGGCUCUUCGCCUCUCCAUGAGCCCCUGAGCCUGCGGGCAGGUGCCCGGUGAUGGCGCGGCCCGUGAGCGACAGGACCCCGGCCCCCCUGCUGCUGGGCGGCCCAGCCGGGGCCCCCCCUGGCGGGGGAGCGCUGCUUGGGCUGCGGAGCCUUCUGCAGGGGACCAGCAAACCCAAAGACCCAGCCAGCUGUCUCCUGAAGGAAAAGGAGCGCAAGGCGGCUCCGCCUGCAGCCACGGUCCCUGGGCCCGGCCUGGAGACGGCGAGCCCGGCGGAUGCCCCAGCUGGGGCAGUGCUGGGCGGCGGGUCCCCGCGGGGGCGCCCGGGGGCCGCGCCUGGCCCGGGUCUGUUGGCGCCGCUGCUGUGGGAGCGGACGCUGCCGUUCGGCGACGUGGAGUACGUGGACCUGGACGCCUUCUUGCUGGAGCACGGGCUCCCGCCCAGCCCGCCGCCCCCCGGCGGCCCUUCACCGACGCCCUCCCCCGUGCGCACGCCCGCACCCUCCCCGGGGCCGGGUUCCUGCGGCUCAGCUUCCCCUCGUUCCUCCCCGGGGCACGCCCCCACCCGGGCUGCCCUCGGGGCCGCGGGCGGCCACCGCGCAGGCCUGACCUCCCGGGACACACCCAGCCCGGUGGACCCAGACACGGUGGAGGUGCUGAUGACAUUUGAACCUGACCCAGCUGAUUUAGCCCUGUCAAGCAUUCCUGGCCAUGAGACCUUUGACCCUCGGAGACAUCGCUUCUCAGAGGAGGAGCUGAAACCCCAGCCCAUCAUGAAGAAGGCUCGGAAGAUCCAGGUGCCAGAGGAGCAGAAGGAUGAGAAGUAUUGGAGCCGGCGGUACAAGAAUAACGAGGCAGCCAAGAGGUCCCGAGACGCCCGGCGGCUCAAAGAGAACCAGAUAUCAGUACGGGCGGCCUUCCUGGAGAAGGAGAACGCCCUGCUGCGGCAGGAAGUGGUGGCUGUGCGCCAGGAGCUGUCCCACUACCGCGCCGUGCUGUCCCGCUACCAGGCCCAGCACGGAGCCCUGUGAGGCUGUCCCCCGCCCCUGCCCGGCGGCCUCGCUCAGACUUGCGCCCUGACGUCCUCUUCCCUCCCCGCCCUGUGGCCCACCGGCCGGCCAGCUGGGUGCCCAGGGACGUGAUGAUGCAGAUAAAUACAUUUAUAUUUUUAAGAAAAA
Mustela erminea (ermine) is the source of this 1934-nucleotide messenger RNA. RefSeq names its product D-box binding PAR bZIP transcription factor (gene DBP). The record is from RefSeq and is a predicted model, not a curated record. Bases 810 to 1787 code for a protein of 325 amino acids. Gene Ontology annotation, biological process: regulation of transcription by RNA polymerase II. Gene Ontology annotation, cellular component: nucleus. Gene Ontology annotation, molecular function: DNA-binding transcription factor activity, RNA polymerase II-specific; RNA polymerase II cis-regulatory region sequence-specific DNA binding. NCBI's taxonomy places the organism in Eukaryota, Metazoa, Chordata, Mammalia, Carnivora, Mustelidae. The transcript has 4 exons.